AUGAGUGAUCCUGCGAAAACUCAGAUGGCCUCCAGCAUCCAGCAGAAGCCUGAGCAAAUGAAAACUUCUCAUGCCGAGAUUGACUUAGAUUCUGAGAUAAGCCGACCUCUAGAUUCAAUUUCCAAAAAUACCAAAUCCUCUACGACCUUGACGUCUUUCUCUAUUGGUGCUGAUUCUAGCGCAUUGCCAUCGCUUUCUUCAGAUUUGGAUGCCAAAGUCAGCGAUGUACUUUCUAGAAUCAAAGCUACUGAUGAGCGCGUGGCCGCCUUUGCAGCCUCUAUUCCAAACAAAUCUUCACGUGGUUCAUCAUCUAGUUCUCUGGUGACCGUCACUUCUGGACUGCGCUUGUCAGCAGACCCAGUCACUGGUGGGCUAAUUCGGUCCCCCUCUGUUUCAACGUCUUUUGGGCCUCGCGCCCCUGUACUUAACACCAGUAGCUUGUCUCGUCUCAUCAAUUCUACAACUCCUUUCAGUCGACAUCAAUCAUCUCGUGCUGUUAUUACCACACCAGAGUCUAGUCUUCAAGGAGACGUUGAGCAACGCACCACAGCCGCGGCGGUGGCUGCGGCACAAGUUGUUGCUGAAGAGGAGGAUGUAGAGACUGUGAUAAAACGCGUUGACUUGGUUGCAGCGCACCAGGAACAAGCCCGACAGCAUCAGCAAAUGUUUAUAAAACAGCAUGACCAUCAUAAUCACCAUCGUCAACACCAUCAGCCUCAUUCCCAAAUCCAGAUGCUCACUUCUCGUUCGACAGGCGAGCUUCCAGUUAGUAAUCUUGGGCAGAACUUCGAUUUAGAUGCUCGCAUUACUCAGCUAGCUAGCGUUUUCCACACUUCACCUCCUACAACCACCGCUACUGUCGUUCCUUCUCUUACCAAAGCUGGCCUUCCCAUCACACGAACGGUGUCUCUCUCUAUAUCCUCUAUUUCCAGCCUUCCUCUUGACACAGCACCUCCCUCCCCCCCUCCUCCUCCUCCUCCUCCACCUCCACAAUCUUCUCUUGUUGGACCUCGUGCUAGUAGCAUUCUCCGACCAGGCGCCAUCAAUAGCAGUCAUGGUCGAUGCUUUUCUGCUCCGGGCCACUUCGAAGCAUCUGGGUUUGCGUCUGGAGGAAGUAGCAAUUUGCGUGAUAGCCUGAUGGCCAAACGUGGGGAAAUUGCCGAAAAAUUGAAGAUGACUCAAGCUGCAGCCGCAGCAUUAGCUGCUGCUUCUCGGACACAAUCGACUUCACUCCCACCUCCACCUCCCCCACCACUACCUCUUUCUUAUGCGUUGGCUUAUGUCGCAGCAAAGAAGAAAUCAGCCUCUCGCUCAGCUACAGUUUCUAUGGCUCAGAUUCAUGAAAAUGAAGAGGACGACGAGCUCUAUUCUUUGCUUGGCGUAUGA
Molecule: messenger RNA, 1386 nt
Organism: Protopolystoma xenopodis
Lineage: Eukaryota; Metazoa; Platyhelminthes; Monogenea; Polystomatidea; Polystomatidae
Source: the annotation of a GenBank genome assembly